AAGAGGUCGGUGACACGCGCUCCUGUGUUGAUGUGCGAGUUUGAAUACCUGCGGAAAACAGACCCGACGUCCUGUGUUGAAGCUCCUCAGUCCUGUGUGUCCCCCUGACACAGAGAGGAUGGUGAUGGAGGAGGGGGGUCCAGGAGACAGAGGGAGGGGGGGUCCGGUGACGGCGGGAGCGGAGGGACGGCAGAUCUUCGUGGAGCUCGGGGAGCAGAACCUCGACGGCAUUUGUCUUUCUACAUAUCGAACAUCCUGCAAGCUCCGGUUUGUACAGAAGAGAUGCAACCUGCAUCUGAUCGACAUCUACAACGUGAUCGAGGCGGUGCGGGACGCAGGUCUGAACGCCGUCGAGCUGAACGCCGGCAUCUCCGUGACCCGACUGGAGAACCUGGUGUCGUCCCUGUUCAACCAGCUCAGCAAGCGGCUGCCCACCACGCACACCAUCGACCCGCAGGAGAGCACCGCCCUGUUCGUGGACUUCCUACUGGCUGCCGUGGACAGUGAACCAGAAAGCCGACUGACGGUGCUGUCGGUGAAGGCGAUGCUGGCGAUGCUGUGUGGAGGGAAACUGGUGGAUAAACUCCGCUAUGUGUUUUCUCAGAUAUCUGACUCCGGGGGUGUGAUGGUUCUGUCCAAAUUCGAUGGUUUCCUGAGGGAAGCUCUGAAGUUGCCCAGCGUUGUUCACGAAGCGCCGUCCUUCGGCUACACACACACAACAGCACGCUCGUGCUUCCCACAGCAGAAGAGGGUGAUGCUCAACAUGUUCCUGGACAUUGUUACCGAGCCUCCUCAAUGUCUCGUUUGGCUGCCUCUCAUGCACCGUCUUGCCAAUGUGGAACAUGUCUAUCAUCCCGUGUCGUGCUCCUUCUGUCGUGGCGACGGCAUGACGGGCUUCCGCUACCGCUGCCUCCGUUGCCGCGGUUACCAGCUCUGUCAGAACUGCUUCUGGCGCGGCAACGUGAGCGGCUCACACAGCAGCCAGCAUCAGAUGAAGGAGCACUCGUCCUGGAAGUCCCCAGCGACUAAGCUUGGUCGAGCCCUGAGCAGGACUCUGGGCUGCGUGUCGUCGAGAGACCCCCCCCACCCGAUCUAUCCAGAGGAACCUGAGAGGACGCUGAACCUCGCCAACAUCGUCCCCUCCCGGCCUGUUGGAAACACCAAUGAGGCCAUGAUGCUGUCCUCGUCGUCACCGGGCUCCACCAAACGUCUGGCGGCGGCUCAGCGCAUGAACGAGGAACACGCUCUGAUCGCCGCCUACGUGAAUCGUCUCCAGAGCAGCCCACGUAGUGUGGACUGUCCCAGCAGACAGGAUGAGGAGCACAAGCUGAUCGCCCGCUACACCUCCCGCCUGGCGGAGUCUGGAGGUUCAGGAGUGAUACCGAACCGGAGCAUCAACUUUGACGUGAACAAGCAGAAGAGGGAGCUCAUCGCUCAGCUGGAGAGUAAAAACAGAGAGAUCCUGGCAGAGAUCAAACAUCUCCGCACCGAGCACGACGCCGCCUGCCGACUCAGCCCGGAGCGGGGGGGCAGCACCAACCCCACCCUAUUGGCCGAGCUGCGCCUGCUCAGACAGAGGAAAGACGAGCUGGAGCAGAGGAUGUCGUCUCUCCAAGAGAGCAGGAGGGAGCUGAUGGUGCAGCUGGAGGGACUGAUGAAGCUGCUCAAGGCGCAGGCCGCUGGCUCUUCUCACGCGUCUCCUUCCCGGCCGAGUCCAUCAGCCGCUCGCUCUGUAGGUGCCGCGUCUCCGCAGGCUCACAUGUACCCCCCCCAGGACUCCCUCGCCGGGGUGGGGGGGGACGUACAAGAGGCCUUUGCUCAAGGCUCCAGAAGGAACCUGAGAAACGACCUUCUGGUGGCAGCUGACUCCAUCACCAACACUGUGUCCUCCCUGGUCAAAGAGCUGCACUCGGAUGAUGGUCGGGAGGAAGAGGAGCGGCUGCUGAACGGGAAGGACAGAGCAGGUUAAAAUCAUUGGAGGAACAACUAAAGCAGUGCGAGGUUUCAUCCUUCAGACCCUGCAGUGAUUCAAGCGGAUCUUCUUGGAACCCUCGUUAGCCAAUGAGGAUGAGCACUCCACUGCCGAUCAACCAAUCACGAUGCUGGACACCAAAUGACCCCCACAGCGGGGGGGGGGGGGUCCCUACUGAUGUAUAGCUGUGAUUCUGUGUGUGUCUGGUCACUGUGGUUUUACGUUAGUCUUUUGAUUUGAUCGUGUGUAGCUAAACGAGCAGACGGAUGCCUGCUGAUUUGUACUGUAGCAUGUGUGUGUGUGUGUGUGUGUGUGUGUGUGUGUGAGUGUGUGCGUUUUUCCCCCGAGUUGCGAGAUGGUCGAGCAAGUGAGAGAGAGAGAGACCCUGAGGAGACUGAUGAGGUGCGUUCAGGACAUUUGUGAAGGAUUAGUUUUUGUUUUAAAAGGAGGAAAGUUUCCGGACCAGGAAGGAGGAAGUGUACGUAACCACGUGAGAGGAGGAGCAUAGGAAAGUAAAAAAAGAGAGAGACAGGAAGUGAGAUGUAACGUUUUAAGUUUCAGCACUGUGUGCUUAGUAUUUAUUGCUUUGAUUUGAUGUUUGACAUUUAUUCAUUCGGUUGAGUGCUUCUGUGUUCGCCAGUGUGGUCGGGCCCUGCUGUAAGCUUUAAUGUUUCCUGCUGCAUUGAGGCCGGCGAGGCGCCCCCCCCCCCUCGUCUGGUCGAAGCGAUGCAGAGUUGAAGAGUUGAAGAGUCGGUGCAGAUCUGAAACCUGGACCCGAUUAGAGCCGUGGUGCUGGAAGCAGCUCAGGUCGUCCAGGCCUCUCUGUGGAUCCCACUCCUGCAGCGGGACCACGGUUAGAGAGGUCAUAUCUGAUUACUGUGUGUGAGAGCAAGUGUGUGUGUCUGUGUGUGUCUGUGUGUGUGUGUGUUGAACAGGGAAGGGGCAGCAGUAGAGCAGCAAAGUGGGAGGUGAAGAUUCGUAAAUCCUUAAUGCCCAUUUGAAAAGUUUUCUUUUAAAGGAUCAGUUCAAGAAGAGAAAUAAAAAAUAAUCUGUGGUUUUAAUUUGUGAAAUAUUGGAUAACCAGCCAACAACAGUCCGACAGCUUUAAUAGAAUUAAUAUAUAAUAGAAAAAAGCAAGUCGUCUGAUCAUCUGAAUUAUGAUUUGUCAUAAUAUAUAAAGAAAUUGAAACAUAAAUCCUGGUUCCCCCUUUAAUCCACAUCUGCACCAACAUGUAAGACGUUCUCCCUCCAAGUUUAAAAGUAGUUUCCUGUAUUGAUCCUGCCAACAAAUUAAAAAAAACAAUAAGCACAUUCUGGAGCUAAUUAUUUAAAAAUGUGUAAUAUUUGAUUAAAUUUGAUCUUAACUCCUUAUUUAUUAUAUUUUGAUAGAGUUAGAAAUCAAUUAACAUUUUUAAAAAAUACCCAAUUAAUUUCUUGCAACAACGGACGAAGAAAAUAAUCAGAAAUAAUUUUUGAAAUUACAGAAUUUUGUCCAUUCAAGUCCUGAAACUGUUAAAUAAAACACAAAAUGAACUCCUCACACUUUGCUCCUCUUUGCUGCUUUUGAAUCUCCCUGUAAAAUGCCUCUGGUUGUGGAAGUUGAACUUUACUCCGCCCCCCCGGCACCUCAAAACUCUUCAGCCCAACGUUUUUAUGCAAAUCCAACCGGAGCCAAAGCGACUCACUGAGCUCGAGUCACAUCAGGUGGAUCUGAUCUUCAUGUACCAGCCGUGAGAUGUCUUUUUUAAUUUUAAUUCACAGGAAGCUGUACUUUGCUGUAAUGUACAUUUCUCCACUCCACUUUGUUCGACUGAUUACUUGCGGCUGGGAUUAUCACGUUCUGAGUCCGCAGCGAUGAUUGACUGACAGUGCCAGUGUUUUAAUAAACGAAUGAACUCAUGUUUCAACGUGUGUGUGUGUGUGUGUGAAAAAGGGAGAGUGAGAGAAAUCAAGACUGACAGGAAAGACUCGUCCAGACAUGAAACUCCUUCAGCUCUGAACCUGCCGGAGCUGAGGCGGGCGAGUGAAACGUGUGGAUCAUCUGCAAUAAAUGAUAUUUAACAUCAAA
Molecule: messenger RNA, 4040 nt
Organism: Limanda limanda (common dab)
Lineage: Eukaryota; Metazoa; Chordata; Actinopteri; Pleuronectiformes; Pleuronectidae
Gene: dtnba
Product: dystrobrevin, beta a
Exons: 21
Coding region: 119-1969 (616 amino acids)
Biological process (GO): synaptic signaling
Cellular component (GO): synapse; plasma membrane
Molecular function (GO): zinc ion binding
Source: RefSeq, a predicted model, not a curated record